Messenger RNA from Medicago truncatula (barrel medic), 1511 nucleotides. RefSeq names its product GDSL esterase/lipase 7. Bases 52 to 1134 code for a protein of 360 amino acids. The transcript is spliced from 5 exons. Gene Ontology annotation, molecular function: hydrolase activity, acting on ester bonds. The record is from RefSeq and is a predicted model, not a curated record. Lineage: Eukaryota; Viridiplantae; Streptophyta; Magnoliopsida; Fabales; Fabaceae.
AUACUCUCAUCUUUCCAAUUUUUCCUUCUAGUGUUUUAUUAUCUAUUGAAAAUGACAAUGAAACAAAUGAUUUUUGUUAUGUUUUUCUCAUUCUUUUCCCUUAACCUCCUCUCCCCAAUCUUUACCCUUCCCCUUGCACCCGCAUUAUAUGUUUUUGGGGACUCCCUAUUAGACAAUGGCAAUAAUAAUUUUCUUCCAACUUUAGCGAGAGCAAAUUUCUUACCUUAUGGAGUUGAUUUCCCUAGAGGUCCAACGGGAAGAUUUUCCAAUGGCAGAACCGUUGCCGAUUUUUUGGCUGAAUAUCUUGGAUUGCCAUAUUCUCCUCCUUAUUUGAGUUUUGGAGGUCUCGGGUCAUUAUCUGGAGUCAACUAUGCAUCUGGAUCAUGUGGAAUUCUGCCAGAGAGUGGACAUGUUCUUGGAAAAUGCAUAACUUUGACCGAACAAAUAAACUUAUUUGGAAGGGAAAUUAAGAGAGAUUUGACAAGCAAGGUUAAAUAUCCAACUGAGUUAUCUGACCAUCUACAAAAAUCUAUAUUUAUAAUUUCUGCUGGAAGCAAUGAUUACAUCAACAACUUUCUCCAACCUCAGUUUUACGACAGUAGCAAGUUCUACCAACCUAAGCCUUUUGCUGAACACCUCAUAGAAAAUUUUUCGCAGCAACUUAAAACAUUGUAUGAGUUGGGAGCUAGGAAGAUAGUAGUGUUUGAGAUUGGACCUAUAGGGUGCAUACCAGCAAUUUCUAGGACACAUGAACACACAGGUGAAUGCAUGGAAGAAGCAAACAAAAUGGCACUUUACUUCAACGAAAAGCUCUCUGCAAUGCUAAAAAAUCUCACAUCCAGUCUUCCAGGCUCUACCUUUGUUCUUGGUCAAUCAUACUCCAUAAUCAUCGAUCUCUAUAAAAAUCCAUCCAUAUACGGUCUAAUAGAUGGUAGGAAUCCAUGUUGCACUACUUGGCAACAUGGAACUUCAGCAUGUAUCCCUUUCUUAAGACCAUGCAUGAAUCCAAGUAAACAUAUCUUUUGGGAUGCUUUUCAUCUUACAGAAGUUGUAUAUUCAGUCGUAGCAUCACGAUGUUUCAGGAAUAGCUCUUCAUGCUCACCGGUCAGCAUUCAAGAGCUUGUCAAAAUAUAAUUGUGUUAGAACACCGACUAGUAACAAAGGAAUAAAAGAAACGAUAAUGGGAAUACAACGAGGCAUGAUCUUUGUUUACGGGGUUCGACCAAUAAUGAUUCCUUUCUCUACGAUUAUAGAGCAGCUAUAGUUCCGUAUAUUUGAAAAAUAUGGGAGGCGCGCAAUAGGAUUAUCUUCUCUCCAAAGACUUCAGAUGUGGAAGAUAGUUGAUGAUAUCAAAGAUGUCUCAUGGAGGGACUUGUAUGUAUUUUGAAUGGUUUUUGAAGCCUCUUCUUUGCCUUAAUCUUUAAUAUAGGGUGUUUAUUUUGUCUGAGCCGAGUACCCCUUGUACUUUUUCCGAUUUAUGUGUUAAUUAUUCUUUGUACUUUUCCCCAUUC